AUGAAGCCCAGCUCUAAAGUUUGGUAUACAAUAAAGAGAAGUGGUGAAGAGGAAGCUGUCGCGCUGAUUGAGGAUGCAGGCCGCGUGCAGUAUGAUGACAACAUGAACAACCAGCACAUCCUGAGAAUCAACAACCUGAAGAAGACUGACUCAGCAGAAUACACAUUCAGACUCCAAAAAGAUGACGGAGGAUGGAAGAGUAAUCGACUUGGAGUGACUCUGAUUGUCUCAGGUUUGGAGGUUAAGUUUCAUCCUGCUGUGGUGACAGAGGGCCAGAGAGUCACACUGACCUGCAGUACCAGCUGUCCUCUGACUGACAACACAAACUACAUUUGGUACCUGAACAGUCGACGUCUGACGGAGCCAGAGAGCCAAAACAAACACCUGGUUCUAGACCCAGUCACCAUUCAACAUGCAGGAAACUACUCCUGUGCUGUCAAAACCCACCAAAACAUCAGCUCUGGUGAAAAGACUCUAACUGUCCAAAGUAGUACACGAACAUCAACAGCAGCAGUUGCAGCAGUUGUUGCUGCUCUCCUGGUUAUAAUGACUCUACUCCACCGUGCAGCCACAUCAGGAUCAGGUCCUCUAUUCUGUUGUCAACUUAAGAUCCAACACAACUCCUGA
Molecule: messenger RNA, 627 nt
Organism: Scomber japonicus (chub mackerel)
Lineage: Eukaryota; Metazoa; Chordata; Actinopteri; Scombriformes; Scombridae
Product: sialoadhesin-like
Exons: 2
Coding region: 1-627 (208 amino acids)
Source: RefSeq, a predicted model, not a curated record